AUGAAGUAUUUCCGUGUAUUGAAACAGUUCAAGUGGGCCGAGCAAGUCAUCCAGAAAGUGAACCGUCAUAUGACCGAAUCGAGGAGAUCUGCUGUCAGUGUACCAAUCGCAAAAGCAACGGGAAAAGAAAAAGCUGUAAAAAAAAAAACGUGGAAAGAUCGGACAAAAGCACUCCUUGUAAGGGAAUUGAGAAGCGAAUAUAAACGGUACGGUGAAUUGGUAAAACGAAACACGGCACAGUGUAAUUUGAUUCGGUACGCGCUCAGAGAUGAUUACAAAAAUUUGGUUGCUUACACACAUGCUUAUCUCGAUUCCCUCAGUGAAAAGUCGCUUGCGGACCGGGAAGAUGAUGAGAUCUUCAGUGUUACAUUGCUGCUGGUUGCUCGUCAGUAUAGUCACUAUUCGAGAAAUCAGUCAUUAGCUAACUCACGGGAGCCUUUACAGCUAUUUUUCUCAUUAGCAAAUUUAAUGGAGCAAAUGCCAAUACAAGGAGAUGAUACAAAAGCAGCCUGGAUACUUCUUCUAGAUCGUUUUGAAAGAUGGAUCGGAAUUCGAACAAUUGAUGGAAAAUCGAAUGAUAUCGACGAUGUGCACAUUGAACUGAGACGUAAAUUAACUUCCCAGGCUGGAUUAGGUUCCUUACCACGAUUUUACAAUCGUUUCUUGUUUACUGAUGAGGAUCAAGUGGUGAUUCGUUUUCGAGAGCGUGAACUUUUUGGCAAAAACGUUGUCUACAGGGAUGAAGAGAAGGAAUGGCCAUACGAUAAGGACCUCAAACUUGUCAGUGGUCUGCAUGAGCCUGCUUCGAAGAAUGAAUAUCAUGGAUCGCCAUAUUCCAAUAUCAUUUUUGCAAAGGAUGAGUACGCAAAGAAAUUUGCUGAGCAGUUACAAAGAGAAGCCGAUCGUUAUUUAUUUGUAAAAAAUUUCAAUCGAAAGUCAGAUGAAAUUUCGGUGGAAGGUUUAAUUAAACGAUGGAACUGGCAUAAAAUCAUAUUAGAAUGCUUGACGUUACGUGUAGAAGAAUUACGACAGUAUCCCUUGAAAGAUUUCAUGAGCGUUGUGGAUUUGAGAACUUGCACUUCACUUAUUCUAUCAACAGUAAUGUCAAUAUGUGCCCAAGGUGAAGAAUUAGUUCCAGCAACUACAUUUCGCUAUUGUUUAGCAAGUCCCAUUUUGAACAUUAUUGGCCAAAUGUUUCUGCAAAAAGUGUCAAAAAACAUAACUAAGAUGCAAGACGAAAUCUUUUCUGACUACAUCAAAUACUUUUUGAAUGCAGAAAUUUCACGGCAAUACACUGUACGCGAAUGGUGGAUGCAUUGUGCCUCUCAAAUGCACUUAAGUCCUCAAUUGAAACUUCCAUGUGCUGAUUUUGGAUCUGGAAUACGUGAACAGCUUGGCUCGUUUUUAACAUCUGUCAUUUUGGAAGCAUGCGAAGUACAUAUUAAAGGUGAUCAUGGGAAGAUUAUAUCCAUUCCGGUGUUCUCUUAUAAAGACGUUGUUAAUGAAGAAAGUUCUCUUGAUGGGGAUGUUUUGUGUGUAACGAAAAUGAUAAAAAUAUGUAGCGCAAUGAUGGAAGUUGUGAGCAAGCAUCAAUUUGAGUGGAUGGUUUUUCCUACUGAUUUAUUGCCUAUGGAAGUACCUCCGCGGCCAUGGUUAGAUUCUGGAGAAGGUGGGCCGUAUUACGGGUCUUCUUUCAAUGUAUUGAGAGCACAUCCCGAUUAUUCAACGAUUAACGUGAAUUAUGAGAUGAAAAAACGGUUAAAGUCACGCAAACAAGGUCGACCAGUUUUCGAUGCACUAAAUGAUUUGGGUAUUACGCCAUGGAAAAUAAAUGAGCCUGUUCUUGAUGUAGCUCUUAAGGUUUUUGAAAUGGCUCAAACGAAAGCAAAUGAGGAGUUUUUGGAGAAGUUAUCGAUACCAAUUCAUCCGAGUCGAGUUUUGAUACCAGAUUACGUAGCUAAAUUCGGAAAUGUGGGAAUAGAGGAGUUACCGAUAAAUGAAUGGAGAGAGUAUUCAAAAGCGAAAUAUGAAGCCAUGAAAAAAAGAAACGAAUUAAAUUCAUUAUGGUGCUGGUUGCUUUAUCGUUUGACAAUGGCAAGCCACUUUAAAGGAAGUGUUCUUUUCUUUCCACACAGUAUGGAUUUUCGGGGACGUGUAUAUCCAAUAACUCCAUACCUAAAUCAUAUGGGAGAUGAUUUAAAUCGUUCACUGUUGGUUUUUGCGGAAGGUCGACCGUUGGGUGAUGAUGGUUUGCAGUGGCUGAAACUUCAUUGUAUAAAUUUGACGGGUAUUUUAAAGAAAGAGUCGAAUUUCACUCGUGCAGUAUACGCUGAUGAAAUGCUGCCAAAAAUUCUGGAAAGUGCGAAUAGUCCCUUAUCAGGUGAAAUGUGGUGGACGAAAUCAGAAGAACCGUGGCAGACUUUAUCUGCGUGUAUUGAAAUUAGAAAUGCUUUACAAACUGGUGAUCCGACGACUUUCAUUAGUCAUUUACCGGUAUAUCAAGAUGGUUCAUGCAAUGGUUUGCAGCAUUAUGCAGCAUUGGGUAGGGAUCAAGAAGGUGGAAAGGAAGUGAAUUUAGUGCCAGCGGAAAAACCAUCUGAUGUUUAUUCCAGUGUUGCUGUUAGAGUAGAGCAGAAACGUUUGGAGGAUGAGCGGAGUCUCGAUUCUGAAGUUCGCGAUUUGGCCUUGUCGCUGCGUGCCAUUAUGCCAGAUCCUGUUUCGAGGAAGGUGAUAAAACAGACAGUAAUGACCACUGUUUAUGGCGUAACAAUGAACGGAGCACGAAGACAAAUCGAAAGGCAGCUGAAAGCGAUUGGAAUAGAUUCGGAUGAACGCAUGAAGUACGCGACCUAUUUGGCGGACAGAACAUUUCGAAGUCUAAACGACGCUUUUACUAGCUCAAUGAAAAUGAAAGAUUGGUUUCGCAAUUGUGCGGAAGCAAUUGUAAAACUUAUGCAUACAGUGGAGUGGAUUACACCUCUAGGUUUACCAGUUUAUCAACCUUAUUUAGAAACGAAAAUGGAAGAAAAUAAAGUUUAUCGCCUACCUAAAUCCGUUAAACAGGUAAACGCAUUUCCCCCAAAUUUCGUGCAUUCGUUGGAUUCAACACAUAUGAUGUUAACUGCUUUAUAUUGCCGACGACUAGGUAUAACAUUCGCAGCGGUACAUGAUUGCUAUUGGACUCAUGCCUGUGAGGUGGAUCAAAUGAAUAAGAUAUGUCGGGAACAGUUCGUGCAGUUGCAUAACGAGCCACUAAUAAAGCAAUGCGCAGAGUUCUUUCGCCAAAAAUAUUUACCGAACUGGUUACGUACUGUCAUGUUAAGCGAAGAAUUCCAAGAACUUCGGAAAAUAUUCACACCAAAAGUUCGACAAGGAGUGCUUGAUCUGGAUGCUGUACGACAUUCCACCUAUUUCUUUUCCUAA
Cercopithifilaria johnstoni is the source of this 3423-nucleotide messenger RNA. The record is from the annotation of a GenBank genome assembly. Lineage: Eukaryota; Metazoa; Nematoda; Chromadorea; Rhabditida; Onchocercidae.